AUGACUCAUGAAGAGGCGCAUCGGGCCACCCCUUGCGCGGCGCGGCGCUGGGGGAAGCCUUUCCCCAGCGUGGCAACCGUUUUCUCCCGUGCCGGGCGGAGGAGGCCUCGCUCCACCUCCGGCUCCUCCUGCCGCCCCGUCGUCAUUUCCAGUGCGGCUGUCGCUGCUGUCACAUCCGCCUCCUCGGGAGGAGGAGCAGGAGGCGCCGAAGGGGAGGCGCAGACGAGCAGCGAGCAAGCGCCAGCCGCGUCUCCAAGUUCCAGGCCCCGGGCGCGUAAUGCGGAGCGCGGCGGGGGCUGGUUGCAGCGCCCGGGCGGGGGCCCGGAGGCGGCGGAUCGGGGCCUGGCCGGUGCUAGGCGGCUAGAUCCGCGCAGCUGCUGCCGGGAGAGGAGGGAGGAAGCCAGCCAGACGGAGGAGGGAGAGAAAGAGAAGAGACGCGCAAGAGACGCCAGCUGCCGUGCGCCAAAGCGCGCUUUGGAGAGACCCCCGUCGGGACUUGGAGAGGGACGCGCGGCGGCGAGGGUGAUUAUCCGGGGGCGGAGGGGGCGUCACUUGUCCUUAGGAUCCCGCGGCGGAUAGAGACGGGAGGGUGCAGGGAGGGGAGUCCGUGGCGGCGAGCCCGAUCCGGGUUGAGUUUCCUUUCGCUUUGCGCGCGCCUCCCUCCCCGAGGAGAGGAGAUUAUCGGUGCGCCUUCGGGCCUCCCUUCUCCCCCGAGGUGCGCUGCCUUUAGGGACCUCCUCGCGAGUCGGCCUGGCGGCUCCACCGAGCGCGCUGUUGCCGACGCGGACCGGCAGCGGCUCCCCGGGGUUUCGGGCAAGGAACGGGCUCCCUCUUUCCACCCCACCAGCCCUUCCUGGAUGCAAGAACAAGAUGCCAGUCCUCAAGGAUCUGGGGUAAGGGUAGAUUUAAGCCGAGAAGCUGCCUUCUGCAGUGGGCCCCAAUCCCUCAGUAUUGCCGGAACUGGCUGGCAGCAGCUGUCCAGGGGCUUCAAGACUGAACCCGGGAGGUCGCCUUCUUAAAUCUUCUCAACGCCGCCUCCCCUUUUCUUUUUGCAGAGCACCAAGGUGUUAGGCGGUGCUUCAGCACUGGUAAACCCACCGAAAGGUCCAUUGAUUUCAGUAGGUCUCCGAGGAGGAGGAGAACCUAGUUGGGAACUGUUUGCUUCUCUCGUAUUUGGGGGAUGUGUGUGUGUUUGUUUUGCAAACUUCGACCCUUUCCAGAGCGCGCACAUACACAGUAGAGCAGUCCGGGUGUCUGCACCUUUACCUGUUUACUCUGAAGUCAGCCCCCCUCCCUCCUGAGUUGCGUGCCCCACCCCCCCACCCCCCAGAGAUACAUCUGGCAGAGUUGAAUACUUAACGGUGUGUGUUUAGAAGGCAGGCAGCGGCCGAUGAUGUCAUUAUUGUUUUUCCAUAGCACACCCUUUGACAGGGCUGUUCAUCCUGGAAAGGCAAAAAAAAACCUUGUCCAAUCCACAGAUGGCUCUGCAGCAAUAUAUAUAUAUAUGGAAUUUGUAGUUAAGGGAGUCGGCUUGGCGGCCUCUGCCCUGGACUGCGGAAAACGUCUGUGAAUAUAUCUAUAUACAGUGGUACCUUGGUUCUCAAAGAUUUGGUUUCCUGCGCGGAAACCAAUGUCCCCGCUGUGGAAGGAUGUGUGGAUCCAGAAUUGGCCUCCACCGUCACUUACAGACUCAUUGUUAAAACCGUGUUUAUGGAAGACAAUCUUACUCGGCUACAAGGGAUCGCCAAAGAAGAAGAAGGUUCUCAAACUUAAUCCGUUCCAAAACCAAAGCGUUCCAAAACCAAGGCACGCUUCCCCAUAGAAAGUCAUGCAAAAGGGAUUAAUCCGUUCCAGACUUUUAAAAACAACCCUUAAAACAGCAAUUCAACAUGAAUUUUACUAUCUAACGAGACCACUGAUCCAUAACAUGAAAGCAAUAAACAAUGUACUGUACUAUAAAAUAAAUAAGACAGUAUUGUAGAUGAUAAAAAUUAAAAUUAUUUCCCCCCCCCCCUUUACCUGCACUGAUGACAGUCAUUGUUUGGACGGGGGGGCUUUUAUCCAUUUCCGCAGUCACACAAUCGAUCCAUCAGUAGUUUAACUGGGUUCCACAGUCACAGAAACAAAUGAAUCGAAAACCCUUUUAUUUCAAAUGGGUUGUUUGUGGGGCCUGCCUGGUGUUUUUACAUGAGUAGAAUGUGUCCUUUUAUUUAAAAUGCAUCUCUGGGUUAUUUGCGGGGCAUAGGAAUUCGUUCAUUAUUUUCCCCCCAAAAAAUAUAGUCUGGCCCCCCACAAGGUCUGCGGGACAGUGGACCGGCCCCCUGCUGAAAAAGUUUACUGACCUCUGGUCCAGUCCAACCCUUUGCAGUGCAGGGUGAAAUCCGUACCCCGUUACAAACGAUGGAGUCCCUGUGGUUGUUUCUAACGGUCCUUUCCUUCUGUUCCCCAUUUUUUUCUUUCUCUCUUUUUCCCCCAAAUUUUUUUUAUUGGUUUUCACAAUAUUAUAAACAAACAAACAAACACACAAGACAAACAAACAUAAAUCAUAGCCUUAUUGAAAAUUACACUUAUUGACUUUGUUAAGUGACUUUCUCCCUUCCCAUUGGUUGAAUUUCAUUGCGUGUCCUUUUAACAGUUUCCCAAAUCCCAAUUCUUACAAAAUUUUACUUAAACAUUAACAUCCUUAAAUCUUCACCUUAUGGAAUUAAACAUAUUAACUCAUCACUUCACAGAAAUAAAAUCCUAAGCCAAUUAAGUAUCUGCAAGCUGUUUUCAGUUAACUUAACAAAUUUAACUUGUUGUUGUUUAGUCGUGUCCUCCUCUUUGUGACCCCCUGGACCAGAGCACGCCAGGCCCUCCUGUCUUCCACUGCCUCCCGCAGUUUGGUCAAACUCAUGCUGGUAGCUUCAGGAACACUGUCCCACCAUCUCGUCCUCCGUCGUCCCCUUCUCCUUGCGCCCUCCAUCUUUCCGAACAUCAGGGUCUUUUCCAGGGAGUCUUCUCUUCUCAUGAGGUGGCCAAAGUAUUGGAGCCUCAGCUUCAGGAUCUGUCCUUCCAGUGAGCACUCAACCACAAAUUUAACUAGAUAAUCAUUAAAUUUAAUCCACUCUCUCUUUUUAUUUUUAGGACUCUGCAGAGGGAAACGGAUGCUCAGCCAGGAGACAUUGGAACGCAGCCGUUGGACGCCGGAAUGUGGGAGAACCCUCUCAUAGUUCUUCGGAGUGGGCAUGUCAUAAAGGCUUCCUACGUCCGGCGGGAGGCUAA
Molecule: messenger RNA, 3264 nt
Organism: Podarcis lilfordi (Lilford's wall lizard)
Lineage: Eukaryota; Metazoa; Chordata; Lepidosauria; Squamata; Lacertidae
Source: the annotation of a GenBank genome assembly